GCGCGAGUGCAUCUCCGUCCACGUCGGCCAGGCCGGCGUCCAGAUGGGCAACACCUGCUGGGAGCUGUACUGCCUGGAGCACGGCAUCCAGCCUGACGGGCAGAUGCCCAGCGACAAGACCAUCGGUGGAGGGGAUGACUCCUUCACCACCUUCUUCUGCGAGACCGGGGCUGGGAAGCACGUCCCACGGGCCAUCUUUGUAGACCUGGAGCCCACCGUGAUCGAUGAAGUUCGGGCUGGAAUCUACCGCCAGCUCUUCCACCCCGAGCAGCUGAUCACCGGUAAGGAGGAUGCUGCCAACAACUAUGCCCGUGGGCACUACACCAUCGGCAAAGAGAUCAUUGACCAAGUGCUGGACAGGAUCAGGAAGCUGGCUGACCAGUGCACGGGCCUCCAGGGAUUCCUCGUGUUUCACAGUUUUGGAGGUGGCACCGGCUCUGGAUUC
Messenger RNA from Leptosomus discolor (cuckoo roller), 445 nucleotides. Its product is annotated as tubulin alpha-5 chain. NCBI's taxonomy places the organism in Eukaryota, Metazoa, Chordata, Aves, Leptosomiformes, Leptosomidae. Gene Ontology annotation, molecular function: GTP binding; structural constituent of cytoskeleton. Gene Ontology annotation, cellular component: microtubule. Gene Ontology annotation, biological process: microtubule-based process. The record is from RefSeq and is a predicted model, not a curated record.